This is a messenger RNA of Peromyscus californicus insignis, 3023 nucleotides long. RefSeq names its product EP300 interacting inhibitor of differentiation 2 (gene Eid2). Gene Ontology annotation, molecular function: transcription corepressor activity. The coding region runs from base 120 to 827 and encodes 235 amino acids. Gene Ontology annotation, biological process: negative regulation of DNA-templated transcription. Gene Ontology annotation, cellular component: nucleoplasm. The transcript has a single exon. NCBI's taxonomy places the organism in Eukaryota, Metazoa, Chordata, Mammalia, Rodentia, Cricetidae. The record is from RefSeq and is a predicted model, not a curated record.
CGCGCCGUUUGCCCGUGCGCACUGCGCUCGGGUACGCGCCCUCGCGUGCACGCCCCGCGCCUCGCCGUCCCGUUAUUCCCGGGUCUCCGCGAGCAGCCGUGCCGACCCUGCGGUCCGACAUGUCCCAGCUGCCCGCAGUCAGCAGCGUCCCGCAGACGGGCGCGGCGAGCGGCGACCGCGGGCUCCCGCAGGCCGAGGUAGGCGGCGGGCGGCGUGCGCUCCCGGGCCCGGCGCGACCUGAGGAGAUCCGGGGAGGCCCGAUGGCGGCGGCCCGGGAAGGCCCCGCAGCCCCGGGGGCGGCGGCCAGGGGAGGCCGGGUGGCUGCAGCCCGAGAAGGCCGGGUGGCGGAGGCCCGGGGAGGCCCCGCGGCGGCGGCCCGUGGUGGCGCGGCGGCCCGCGAAGGCCCGAUGGCGGCGGCGUCCAGGGAAGCCCGGAUGGCGGAGGUGGCCCGGCUGCUGGGCGAGCCGCUGGAGGAGGAGGCGCCCGAGGGCAGGCCCCGGUCCAGGGCGGGCGGCCUGGCGGCGAUGCCGUACCUGCGCCUCCGCCACCCGCUCAGCGUCUUGGGCAUCAAUUACCAGCAGUUCCUGCGCCACUACCUGGAGAACUAUCCGAUCGCCCCGGGCAGGAUCCAGGAGCUGGAGGAGCGCCGGAGGCGCUUCGUGGAGGCCUGCAGAGCCAGGGAGGCAGCCUUCGACAUAGAGUACCUACGCAACCCCCAGAGGGUGGAUUUUGACAUUUUAACGUUUACCAUAGCCCUGACUGCGUCGGAAGUGAUCAAUCCUCUCAUAGAAGAACUGGGCUGCGAUAAGUUCAUCCACAGAGAGUAAGGAGUCAGGCGAGGGUGGACACGGCACCGAGACCUCGGCAUUCAAGUCAAACCCCAUCCUGCAACUUGGUUUUCGAAAGUCAAAAGGAUCUUGAGAAUAAGGCAGUGCAUCGUUGGAAGAGGAAAAACGUCAGAAAAUUUGGGGGGGGGGGGAAUGUCCAAAACAUCGUUAGACUCCUGUAACGUUUCUUGAGUUUAUGAUUGAUUGGGAUUUCUUGUGUCCACGUGGCUUCGUUAAUGCGCAAAGGAUGGUUUUGUAAAAUUUUGAGACUUAAAAUUGCCAGUAGUAGAGCCCACGAUGAAGAAGGAUCAGCGUGGAGAGUUAAAACUGGAUUUAGGACGAAGUUUGUGUCAAGCACUUGACUUUUUGCAGAACACGCCUUCUCUUCGUGUCAGAGUCAACGAGAGUGUAGCGUGUAAGACUGACUUUGUGUUUCUGAGACGUUGAGAAUGGCAAGCAACAUAAAUAUUGUAUAUAGUAUGUGAUAAAUGGUGUUUCCAAACAUACCAAAUUUCUGCGAUUUUGUUUUUCAUAUUCCAAAGGUUUUUCUUUUUUGUUUCUCUUUUUUAGUAAGCCAUCUAUUCAUAAGCCCCGAGAAUAUGAAGGACUGACCUCUCUGUCCUUCUCUCCUUGUCCCUGUACCUAGCGCAGCCUCUGAAGUCAGUCUCCUUCCUAAUUUCAUUACGUAUACACUUUAUUUAUUUGUUUAUUUAUUCACAAAGUGGACAUUCUUUGGUUUACAUAUUGUGAUUUCAUUAAGAAAAUAUCUUGAAGAACCUUCCCGACCAGUAUAUUUAUUCCUUAGAGCUAUACUUUUUGCAUUCUGUGGUUAUGCUGUAAUGAACCAGAAAUAUUCUGAUGGACGGUUCAGCUAUCCCAUCGCUUUCUCCUGGCAGUAUAAAAGCCUCCUCUAGGAGAUUGUCUCCUGUGCAUAUCACCUGGCUGUGCUUUGGUUCUGAACACAUUCUUCAUGUUUACUAUCUCAAGUUGGAAUGCAUCUUACACUUGAUGGUGUUAUAUACCACUUUUUUUUUCAAGUUUCCAUAAAAUUGAUGAUGCAUCUGAUUAGCUCCUUAGGCUUUUUGUCCUUGGUAGUAUCUGUAGUCUGAUUUCUAGAAGUGACAUUCUUGGGCCAAAAGUUUGCCUUGGUAACUUUACAGAUAUGGCUGAUUGGCCUCUUUACACUCCCACCAGUGACUGGUAAAUGGGUAUUUUCCAAUUUCGUAGCCAAUAUGCUCAACCGUCAGAUGUAUAGUGCUCACCAGCCUGGUGGCAGAAAAAAGGUAUAUCAGUUUUAAGGUUUUUAAUAUAAGUUAUCUUUUCAUUUAAGAAUGAAAAGGGACUUGAAAAUUUUUCAGUAAUAGCACACUUGCCUAGACUAGCCUAGUGAGAGCACACUAGCCCCAAUGAAGGGUUGUGGGUGUGGCUCAGUGGUAGAGCACUUCCCUAGACUCCUCCAGUGAGAGACUGGGGUGUGACUCAGUGGUAGAGCCCCUGCCUAGAAUCCCCCAGUGAGGGGCUGGGGUGUGGCUCAGUGGUAGAGCCCCUGCCUAGAAUCCCCCAGUGAGGGGUUGGGGGUGUGGCUCAGUGGUAGAGCCCCUGCCUAGAAUCCCCCAGUGAGGGGUUGGGGGUGUGGCUCAGUGGUAGAGCCCCUGCCUAGAAUCCCCCAGUGAGGGGUUGGGGGUGUGGCUCAGUGGUAGAGCCCCUGCCUAGAAUCCCCCAGUGAGGGGUUGGGGGUGUGACUCAGUGGUAGAGCCCCUGCCUAGAAUCCCCCAGUGAGGGGUUGGGGGUGUGGCUCAGUGGUAGAGCAACUACCUGGCACACAUAAGUAAGUCUCUGGGUCUGGUCCCUAGCACCACAAAAAUCUAACUUAUUUUCCUCUCUCAUGACCAUCUACAUUCUCUUUUGUUUUUGUUUUGUUGUUUUUCCAGACAGGGUUUCUCUGUGUAGCACUAACUGUCCUGGUACUCACUGUAGAUGGGGCUGGCCUCGAACUCUGAGAUCUGCCUGCCUCUGCCUCAUGAGUGCUGGGAUUAAAGGUGUGCACCACCACCACCCCACUGACUGUCCACUUUCUAUACCCAUUUCUCCCCUCAAUAACUUCUUGAAUGACUGUAGUUGCUGACUACGUAUUACUGGCAUUAGGUAUGACAGUUUCUGACAAUUACAAAUAUAUUUUUCCAAUUAUUUGGCUGA